GUGUGUGUGGAGCCAGCAGGAACAGUGUCUUUGGAAUAUAGUCCACGUCUUGAACCACAAUCUGACUCGAUUUAUCGAAUCCCGGAAAAUACACAACCGAAACAUCUUGGCGCACCGGCCGGGAACUCGAGAUGUGGCAUUGGUGGUGGCUAAUUCUAUGUGCAGCCAUCUGGCAGCACAUAGUUUGCUAUGAUGAUAGAGAAGUGCAUGUACUGCAAUCAAAGGGGCUGCAAGUAAAAGCAUUGCCCCACCUGCUAGUAGCAACGGACCUAAUAGAAAUCAAGAUGACGGCAAACUUGCCAACAAUGACAGUUAUGAAUAGUAAGGACACAGUAUCCUGUGCAGAAAUAAAACAUAAACAGGACGUAUGCUUGGUAAUAGAGAACUUGCAGAAAACUAGUGAAGGAAUCAUUCGUGAACUUUCGCAGAUAUUUUCCAAAUUAGGGCCGGUUGCGACUAGACAUAGGAGGGCAUUGCUCCCAGUCCUUGGUAGAAUUAGAAACUACAUAGAAGGAACAGUAACAGAAGACCAACUCAAUGCAGUAAUUGAUAGUAUGAACAAUUUGGGGAAUGAUGUUAACGCUAUCAGAAAUAAAACUCAGGACUUGAUUUCAGUUACGAACGUGCAUGCAGUUCAGAUACAGGGACUUUCUAAAUCGAUGCAGGCAAUGAUGUCGGAAUACUCAAAGGCUUACAAUGUACUAGCUACAUCCAUUAAUGAUGCGGCCAACGAGGCUGACAUCAUCUUCCAUAAAACUGUCAUGACAAUGCAACUACAAACGGUAAUUAAUAUGCUUCAAAGCCACCUCCUGGCUAUGAAAUCUGUGUAUCAUAGCUGCCAGGCAAAUGUACUUGACCGUUUAGCUAUAAGCGAAGGAGAACUUGGGAGGAUCUUACGAUCUAAAAACAUUUUGCUUAACGCAGGGGAUUUGACGCUUGUCAUCCCACACGACCAACUUGAUUUGUAUUAUCUGCUAAAAACGGCUCAAUGUAACCUGAUUUCUCAAACCAGUCUCGAAGUGACAUUCCAAAUACCGAUAACGACCACAGGAAACAGGUGGACCAUCUUUUCCAUCCAGCCAUUAUUCUUCCUGCUAAAUUCUCAAACAUGUUCAAUUCUAGACAAAAGCAUUGUGCUGGCGACGGAUGGGGAGUCGGUCCGUCCACUGAAUGAUCAGGACGUUCUUCACAACAAACUCGUAAAGGUGCUCCCAAGAGUGAGCGACAACGAUGGUUUAACAAACUGUAUUCACAAGAUCCUCAUGGGAAUGGAGGUGGCCGAAUUGCAAAAUCAUUGUAAAAUUAACUGCAUAGAUAAAAGAGAGAAUACUGUUCAGACAAUUGGUCCUGAUCACUUCUCAGUUCUUAAUCCCACUACUGAUCUAGAAAUUGUAUGUCAAAAUAUGAUUAUUAGUAGCCUUAAAAUGCUGUCCUCUGGACGGAAUGAAAUUGUAUUACCAUGUUAUUGCUCAUUAUUGCAGCAAGGAACUACAAAACGUACAGUUAUCCCAGCAGGCCAUGCCUGCGUCAUGCCUAAAGGUAUCAGUGCACAUGUAAAUGUUGACAACUCUUGGUCCGAUAUAGGAGACUUCUCCUUGCUUGAAGUCUUUGUGCCGAGAAAUCAUGCAAUCGCCCUUCUGGCAGAAAAUGUUACAUUACCCCCAAUAGAGCUGGCUACUGUUGCGCCUUACGGAACCACAGGGUCCUCAUGGAAAAAAAUGCCUCUGUAUAAAUCGGGGUGGAUAGAGACCAUUUUCUUUUUCUUAAUCACUGUAGCUGCGAUUGCAGCAUUUGCUUAUUACGUUGAAUCUAAGACAAGUUUAUUGUCGACUGUAUGGAGCUGUGGCAGGAGAGUAGUUAAUAGGUUCGCCGCUCCAGCAGACGCACAGCAAUCUCAAGCAGCUGCUACGGACAAUGAAGUCGAGAUGCAGAAUAUGCGUAGGCAAGCUGCUCGACUGUAAGUUUCAAAAUCCCAUGAUAAGCAUAAGGUUUAGGGAUUAUAUGUAGUUUCUAAUCAUUUUUUUUAUCUUAGCAUGUAUUCUUAAGCCUGUUUAUACUUAAUCGUUAGAAUAGGGUUCUGGCUGGCACCGUGUGCCUGGGAGCCUCACUCCUGUGUGACUUAUACUUCUUCAAGCAUGGCGAGAUGAGUGAAGAACCAGCGAGGAACGGAGUAUCGUCCAGACUUUCAUUUUCGGAUCGCCAAAACCAUACUUUCUUUCAAAUUGCCGAGUCAUGUUAUGAGGAGGCACAGUCGGUGGCGUGGCCACGACUGCCCACGCCAAGUCCUACGGGAGGCGGCCGGACAGAACUGGGAAGGCGUUUGGCGCGCCCUAUCUUAGCCGAGGGAUUUGGAGAAAUGACCACGCUAUUCGUUGAAAAAUUCAAAUUCUGAAUUAAAACCUUGAAGCGUUGGUUCAAAGUCCAGGCGCUUGACUUGCAGCUACACAAAGUCGCGCGAGCUGCGGACAGGUGCAACGCCUGCCGCAGCCCACUGUGGUUACCUUCGGUGCCGUGUAACAGUGCUGGCAUCAACAUCAGCAUUUUGCAAAAGGAAGAAGAAUCAGCCCUUUUGCCAUCACGCUUUCCAUUGAGCAGUCGCUGCAAUAAGUCACAUGGGAGCCAGCGUCCCUGCCCGGUGGUUAGCCAGUGAGAAGAGAGAGUUUAGGUGUAGUUUCAUAGCUUUGUAGUUUUCGUAGUUUUCGGGUCUAUGUUAAUUUGAGUUUUAGGUUUAUGACAUAAUACAGAACGUGUUACACCAAAAAAAAAAAAAAAAACAAAUUCGUUUACAAAAUUGUCAUUUGAAGUCGGUUUACUGUAACAGCAAAUGGUCUAACAUAUAGCAAAAUUAAUAGAUCAGAGUCAUACGAACGGUUGAGUCCGUUCGAUGCACUUUUUCCCUUUUCGUCCAACAUGUUACUUUUUGGUGCCUUCAUUUUGAUUAUCAAUGUUUUUAUUGGAUAUGAGGUAAAUGUUGUUGUAUUUGCUGAACAUUUCUUUACGGUAACGAAGUUGUGAAAUUGCGGAUAUAAGCAUAGUGAGAAAAUGGAGCGACAAAGUUCAUUGUGAUGGGAUUAAGAUUUUAUGGGACUUAAAUUUUAUG
This is a messenger RNA of Thrips palmi, 3100 nucleotides long. RefSeq lists its product as uncharacterized. The record is from RefSeq and is a predicted model, not a curated record. The transcript has 2 exons. Bases 132 to 1961 code for a protein of 609 amino acids. Lineage: Eukaryota; Metazoa; Arthropoda; Insecta; Thysanoptera; Thripidae.